CCCGCCAUAACGCAGUUCAUUGUGUUGGCGUACGUACGUGCAUCGGUUACGCGCGCGCGCCAUUUUUUUUCCUCGUCAGCUCCCCGUUGCCCGGCAAAUCGCCGACGUCGCCGUCGUACAAACGCCCUGUAAACGAAAUCGCGCGCAAUCCGACGGGAUUUUCGCUCUGACCGCCAGACGACGGUAACCGAGACGUAUUAAUAAUAAUAAUAUUAUUUUAUCGUCGAGCGUGGAAUAACAACAGUUCGUUUGCGUGCUGUCGUUUUGAACGGAAAAAAACAAGGGGGACAUCAGUUUCAGUUCGUUUCAAGCGUGCGCGACCCCCUCGCCAAAACAAACACCCGAAAACCGUUAUCGUCGUCUCGCUUGCGCCCAACGUCGGGCCGGCGUUUCGCACGUAUCAUGGACACAGCCAUAACGAUCAGAUCGGAAGACCGGUUCGACGAUUUGCAACAUUACGACCACGAGGACUUAAACUAUUGCAGCCUGACAAACGCGUCCGAGGAAGGAGUGGAUUCACCUCCGGCAGGACUUACGCCCAUCGUGGUUGGUCAUAGGACGCCCCAAAUGACCGUCAGCAUGGAGCACGAGAAACGGAUGCGUCGGGAGAUCGCCAACUCCAACGAGAGACGUCGUAUGCAGUCGAUAAACGCGGGUUUCCAGAAUCUGCGGACACUCAUACCGCACCACGAGGGCGAAAAACUCAGCAAGGCCGCAAUCCUACAGCACACGGCCGACUAUAUAUACCAGUUGGAGCAGGAGAAAACGAGACUUUUGUCGCAAAACUGUCAGCUGAAGCGGCUGGUGAGCAAACAAGAGGGUGAGCUGUUGAGCACAGCUAGCGUGCACAAGAAACGCAAAAUCGACGACUCCACUGGUGUGGUGAUUUUGAACACGAACGUUGACGGUGAUCAUCGUAGUGGCGCGUUAUCUCCCGAUAACAUCCAAGUGAUCGGAACCGCAUCAGGUUUAGACGACGGAGGACUAAUGAUCGACGAAGUAGCCGAAUUAAGAUCGCAAUUGGAACGAGAGCAAAAUCUACGUGUCGAGUUAGAAGAGCAAGUGAAAGUAUAUUCAGCCCGUUUAGGCGAAGUGUUUGUUGACCAAAAACCUAAUAUAGAAAAUACACAGACUACGAUCCAGUACCACCAUAAUACAAACACAUGUGUGGUCGGAGAAGAAGCUGGUAUGGAAAUUAUUGAAGUGAACGAGUCUGACAAUCUGGUAGUCCAGCGAGAGCCAGAGGAAGACAGUGUACUUAUUAAGACUGAGGCCGCUGACGCACCUGAAGAUGAUCGAUUGAAAGCAGUCGAAGAGGAGCCAGUUUCACAGCAACAGCAAGUACUACCAUCCGCGCGUGUUUACCUCACUAGUACCUCCAGACAAAAUUUGGAGACCAUUGUCGAAGCAAUCAGACACCUAGAGGGUGACCACCUGUUUAGUGAUGAUCAUCAGGAAGCACCCCUUGCUUUAACUAAACAUGCAGCGACUAGCAAUCAGAAAUUGCUAAAGGUGGAAAUGAACCCUUUCCUCCAGUUCCACAGUGGUUCUCAGACUCCUCAGGGUACAACGGUGGUAACAUCAAACAGUCCUGUACGACCGUCCAGACCUGGUGUUAUUGUUGGCAAACAAGCUUCGUGACUUCAUUAAAAAGGAGGUUGUAUAGUUAAUGUUACCACCAACCACCUGUUCUUUCUUCAAUAUUUUCUUAAGAUAGUCUGAAAUACUAUCUUGUAAAGAAAAUUUAAUCUGUUUCAGAUUUCUUAACAAUUUCCCAAUAUAUGUUAUAUAAUAUUAUACUCAGUUGAAAAUAACUUAUGUUUUACAUAUUUAUUAAAUUUAUGUUUUUUAACAUUUUACUAUUGUAAAUACUAAUUAGAAUAUUUACAAACAUAUUAGUUCUCAUGAUGCCACAAGUGAAUACUGUUUAAACAAUAAUAUUUUGAG
Molecule: messenger RNA, 1947 nt
Organism: Melanaphis sacchari
Lineage: Eukaryota; Metazoa; Arthropoda; Insecta; Hemiptera; Aphididae
Gene: crp
Product: transcription factor AP-4
Exons: 7
Coding region: 403-1641 (412 amino acids)
Biological process (GO): regulation of transcription by RNA polymerase II
Cellular component (GO): nucleus
Molecular function (GO): RNA polymerase II cis-regulatory region sequence-specific DNA binding; protein dimerization activity; DNA-binding transcription factor activity, RNA polymerase II-specific
Source: RefSeq, a predicted model, not a curated record